Lasiodiplodia theobromae is the source of this 1641-nucleotide messenger RNA. RefSeq names its product Magnesium and cobalt transport protein. The record is from RefSeq and is a predicted model, not a curated record. The transcript has a single exon. NCBI's taxonomy places the organism in Eukaryota, Fungi, Ascomycota, Dothideomycetes, Botryosphaeriales, Botryosphaeriaceae. The coding region runs from base 1 to 1641 and encodes 546 amino acids.
AUGGAAGAGAAGUAUCGUAAACUCUUGCAAGCCACCCUGGAAGUGGAGGCAUUCUUUGAAGACUUCGACGACUACUUCCAGGUCAGCGACUUCGACAUAUGGAAAGAACACGACAGCAACGAGCCAGAGCAUGGAAGCGUCACUGUUUUCGAUUUCUCCAAUGGAGACAAAGCUCAAAUCACUGAAUUGAACUCCUCAACUGAACUGCGGCACUACUUUUCCCAAGCAUCUCCUGCGCUCUCAUCCUCCAAUUCCACGACCCAGCCCCCGAAGCCCACAAGGCGGCUAUUCCUUCUCGAGGGCCUCGAUCCAAGGCUGGUAGACGUACUCGGAUCACAACUCGGCGUCCCACCCAUGGUCUUCAUCUCGCAAGCCGCCAGCCCCGGGACCAUCGACCUGACCGACGCCGACGGCUUCCUCCACGACCCAUCCCAGUACUGGAACGUCCAAGUCCAGCAGCUGCACAAGCUCUCCGACGGCUUCUACACGCAUCGCGGCAGAUUCUGGAACGAACAUGCCACCCCGAAGCGCCUCGCCGGCACUUUCGUCAAGCGCGCAUACUCGUGGUCCUUCACCCAGCACCUCGUCUCCUUCUGGAGCACCAAGCACAGCAACAAUUCCUGGGACGCCGUCCUCCUCGUCGACCCCGCCUGGCACGCCACCGUCUUUGAAAGCACCGACCGCGAAACUCGCAAACACCUGCCCGCCGACCCCGCCUUCGCCAUCCACCACGACGAGAAAGCCCUGCCCCGCGCCCCCAGCGCCUCCAUGCACGCCCUCCCGCUGUCCGCCGACCAGUGGUCGCACCCGCCGCCGCAAAAACCGUCGCUCAUGUCCAUGCGCGCCCGCCUCGUCGACCUGUACACGCGCUUCCCGCACGGCGCGACGGCGGACCCGGCGUCGGCGGCGGCGUUCUGCAAGGGUUUCGUGUUCUCGCUGUGGGAGAUGACGAUCCGGUGUCUGCAGUGGCGCUACAUCGCGCUGUGGGACGAGGAGGUGUUUCGCUCGUACCACCACCACGACGUGCAGUGGCGUCGUGCGGACUUCCAGAAGAUGGCGGAUCAGCAGUUGGUUACGCGGCGGGUGAAGAGGGAUUUUUUUGACGUCUGUCGGAAGCUGGGGGUUGUGGGUGAUGGGGGGAAUGGGAGGGGUGGUGGCGUUGGGGUGGCGGGGGUGGGUGGUGGUGGUGGGCGGGGCUGUAAGGAGCGGAGUUGGGGGUGGUUGCUGGAGCGGAUCACGGUGCUGGAUGAGCAGAUUGGGGAUAUGAUUGUAGUUUAUGGUCAGCGCUCGUCUGUGGAGGAGAGCUUGACGGCUAACAGUCAGGCACGGAGUGUUGGCCGCUUGACUGCGCUGGCUGCCGUGCUGGUCCCGUUCUCGAUCGCUGCGGGGAUCUGCUCUAUGAGUGACGAGUAUGCCGCGGGAAAGAGCAGGUUCUGGGUCUUCUGGGCAAUCGCCGUCCCUCUCGCGUCUCUGUUGCUGAUUUGGGUGUUCUUGGUGAAGAGGUCUCCAACACAGCAAUUCAAAAGCACUCUUUACGCUUUUCGAAGAUGGGGUUCUUGCGUCUUCAUCAAGGCCAAUAGGCUAAGAAGCGAAAACCGGGAAGCAAUGGAGUUACCGGUGUGGAGCGAUGGAGAACAUUAA